Sorghum bicolor (sorghum) is the source of this 1999-nucleotide messenger RNA. RefSeq lists its product as uncharacterized. The record is from RefSeq and is a predicted model, not a curated record. Bases 487 to 1794 code for a protein of 435 amino acids. NCBI's taxonomy places the organism in Eukaryota, Viridiplantae, Streptophyta, Magnoliopsida, Poales, Poaceae. The transcript has 2 exons. Gene Ontology annotation, biological process: defense response to fungus. Gene Ontology annotation, cellular component: nucleus.
AGUGCGGCUCUAUGUGGCGACCAUUAGGCGGCCGCCGGCGUUCUACACAACGUGCCCGGCCAGUCCCCUCCGUCUUCAUGACCUUCGCCGGCGACGCACACCCACCGGUUACGCUUCCGCGCGCCUUUUCUUUCUUUCCUAACCCAACCUAUUUGUAUUCGGAUCUUUGAUUCGAUUCGAUUCGAUUCGAUUACUAGUGCCUGCAAAACUUUUUUCUGAUUUCUUUUUUUUUCGAAAGUUUAAAAAAAAUAAAAAAAAAUCGGCGUACAUGUCCGCCCCGGCUUACAACUCGGCAACCGAGGCGGAAGCGGAAUUGGAGGCCGCCGACUCGGCGAUCUAUAUAUCUCCACCCAAUCCAGGCGGUUCGGCUCCUUGGAGAUUUCUCGCGGAUUGUUGGGGAUACGAUCGACUCCAAGAACUUGCCAAGUAGUAGCAGUACAAAGGAGAGGAGAGGAGGGCAAGAGCGGGCGGCGGCGGCGUUGCGCGAUGAGGAUCAAGAAAGGGAAUCCGGUGGAGGUGUGGACGCAGGAGGCCGGGUCGCCGGUGGGCGCGUGGCGCGGCGGGGAGGUCACGUGGGGCAACGGCCACUCGUACACCAUACGGUGGCACGACGGCGACGGCGAGGUGUCCGGGCGCAUCUCGAGGAAGUCGGUCCGGCCGCGCCCGCCGCCCGCGCCGGUGCCGCGCGACCUGGGCGCCGGGGACAUGGUCGAGGCGUUCGACGACGACGACUGCCUGUGGAAGUGCGCCGAGGUCCAGGGUGCUAACGCCGCCAACGACCGCCACUUGGACGUCAAGAUCGUCGGCGCCGCCAAGGUCCUCACGGUCCCGCCGCAAAGGCUCCGCGUCCGCCAGAUGCUCAGGGACGACGACGUCUGGGUCGCGCUCCACAAGGAUAACCAUGUCGCCGUCCAGAGCGCGAUGCCGCCGCAUCGUGCCAUCGUCGGCAUGGGCGUCGGCAGAGGCAAAGGCGGCUACAAGCCCAUGGCGCCAGGCUUCACGCCGUUCUUGCAGAAGAGGAGCUUCGGCAUGUUGGGUUCUACUUCUGACACAAGCUCCCAUGGCAAGAGAUUUGAGGACGACACCAAGAAGAGGCUUAAGCAAGAACCCAGAUGUGGAGUCCAAGCGCCAGUCCCAAACGUGUGCGUGAACAACAGGCAGGACGAGAUGAGCGGCGAAGAUUGUGACGACGACGCUGGAAUAGGCAUUAAUCCCGAUGAUGAUGAUGACCAUCGGCAGAAACAGCACCAGCAGCACGAGCGCAAGGACGACAAGGAGGAGGAAGAAGACGACGACGACGACAGUGAUUCUGACUCGUCUUCAGAAGACAGCAGCAGUGGAAGUGACAGUGACAGCAGAACCAGGAGCAUCGACGCCGGCAAGGAUUGCCCUGCAACUCCCACCACCAGGCCUUGUAACGUUCAGGAGGCCGAUCAGCUGCUGCAACCCGUCAAGAAAGAGCAACCCAUCAUCAAGGUCAAGGAAGAACGACAAUCCGUCAAGAAAGAACAACAUUGUGACGACAUAGCUGAAUCACGUGAGAUGAAAAGCGAGCCCCUGAAGGAUCAGAUUCAGAUGGGGGCGACGACGGUGCGGGAACACAUCCACAGUCUGGAGCUGGAGGCCUACGCUGCUCUGAUGAAGGCGUUCCAUGCGUGCGGCGACGCGCUGAGCUGGGAGAAGGAGGGGCUGCUCAGUGACCUUCGCGUGCACCUCCAUAUCUCCAACGACGAGCACCUGCAGGUGCUCAAUGUGAUCUUGAACCGCAAGAGCAGAACCAGAGGGCCUCACUGAUUCUGAAUAAGCACACCCUGUACUAGGAUCAGUAUGCAUCUUCAGUCACAUCCUUGUGCCACCAUUUGUGGCUGUUGUAGUCGUGGCGUAGAGUAACUGUCUGGUAGACCCCCCGAGUAUCACCGUGGAUUUUGGGCCGGCAUUCUUUAAACAGGCCCGUUGAAUGGUCUAAACUGAUUAUAAUGAGAGAAAAGGUCAUUUUUUA